Molecule: messenger RNA, 2711 nt
Organism: Pelodiscus sinensis (Chinese soft-shelled turtle)
Lineage: Eukaryota; Metazoa; Chordata; Testudines; Trionychidae
Gene: GTSE1
Product: G2 and S-phase expressed 1
Cellular component (GO): cytoplasmic microtubule; microtubule cytoskeleton
Molecular function (GO): microtubule binding
Source: RefSeq, a predicted model, not a curated record
CCGCGGGCCGGUUCCCUUUUAAGGGGGCCGCCAUUAGGGGGUUCCAGCGCGACCCGAGGGCUACACCUGGUGCAGCGCAGAGUGCGGGACGGUCUCGGGGGUUCUAUGGAAGAAUUAAAAGACAUAUCAGUAGGCUGGUCAAGUAACAUGGCUGAAGAAAAACUGGAUGUUUCCAAGAACAGUGACUUUCCCCUUCUAAGUGAUGAAAAAUUUGAUUUUGACCUUUCACUGUCUCCUGUAAGUGGAAAUGAAGAUGAAGUAUUUGUUGGACCUCUUGGGCACAAAGAAAAAUGUGUUGCUGUCAGUAUUGAAGCAACUAAAAAUGCUGAAGAAAGGAUCUCUCAAACUCCUGUUAAGCUUAUGUGGAGUCCUCUUACUGGAGAGAAAUUUGUGGAAAUUUUUAAAGAAGCUCACUUGUUAGCACUGCAGCUAGAAAGUGGCAACAAAAAUGAACAGAACAAAGUCACUCAAUCAGAAGGAUCAAAACCCAAGGUUAUAGAAAAAUUUGUGCAAGAAUCCAAGUCAAAAUUAAAAAUCUUUCAAAAAGGAAACCUACAGAAAAGCCCGAGGUCUCUUAAAAGGGAGACAUACUGUGUGUCAGAGAGCCCAAUUUGUCAACUGCCACCUUCAUUUCAGAAACGUUCAGAUUUACCUGUGACACCAGUUGGCAAAAUACGUGCCCUUCAGGCUCCUCCAAACACAUCUAGUCCUCUUAAAAUCCAUAAAUCUCCUAAAAUACCUAUUUCACCUCUAACCCAAGAACAGCAAACUGAUGGAAAAAAUAGAAAGACAAUAAGCAAAUUGCACACCAAGGCCUCAUCUGCUCUUGGAAAAAGCAAUCAGCUGACAGUAGAAAAGCCAAAACCUGUGAAACACUUAAACAGUAUGGGGUCAUCUGAAGAUCUGCUUUCUGACAAAUCCAGUGUUGCUUCAGAUGUAUGUGACUCAUCAUUCAGUGGCAGCGCCUCAUUACAAGACAAGCAAACUCUUCCUUCUCAAACCAAGUUUCGGUUGAGAAUGACACAGUUAAAACCUCCUAGUACUGCUAAUGGUCCUCUAAGAAAGAACACCUCAUCUUCAUCAUCAUCAUCAAUUUCCAGCAUGAACUCCAGUUUGAAUUCAAGUUUGUCCAUCUCUCCCAUAGGGGGAAAUGCCAAAUCAAGUGUCUCUUCAAAAAUUUCUGUGAUCAACUCCAAACUCUCUAGCACACAAAGACUGGCUAUGGUUAGACCGAUCAGAAUAUCAUCUGCGCAGGCUGUCCAUUCUGAUGUAUCCUACAAGCAAACAAGAUUAGUUAGCACUCCCAAAAUCUCUACUGCUGGGAAUUUAGCUAAACCUUCAGCUUCUAUGACAGGAUCCCAAAAUCAAGCCAGUGGAAUUCAGAGACUGAGCUCCGUUCCUAAUCUGCAGAAGAUACCUCAGCAGAACAAAGAUGGAAGUGCAGCUAAAGGAAACACGUGCCCAAAAGGCAAGACUAAAGUUAUACUCACACCUACAAAUCAGGUUAAGGUCCCUAAGAGAUGUGGAGGUUCAUCAUCAGAAAAUAUAGCAUCAAAAGUAGUGGAGCCAAUCAGAUUACUGUCUUGUGGUACAUUUGGAAGUGGUGUGGCUGUUUGCACUCCUGUCAGACCUUCUGAAGAUGGGGCCUCGCAGAACUCUUGUCUUAGUUCCAGGUCCAUUUUAACUACUCCAGCCAGUAUAAAACGUUCUGCUCUGCCAACACCCGCUAGUCGUCGUAUCUCAGGAAUUCCAGCAAUGACCCCUAAAACUGUGCCAAGAUCUGUUUCCUCUCCACAUUUUAAGUCUGUACAUCAAGUCUCCAGUAUGUCCUCCAAAAAGACUUUUGCAGCUGGUUUUAAACAGGCUAGAGACCUCAAGACAGAAGUAUCCUCAUUUGAAGAUGACUUGUCUCCUCUACCUGUGAUACCUCUUACACUUGACUUUUCACCAGAAAAGACUACAGAAAUAGCAGAGAAUGCAAUACAAGAGACUGAAGUGCAAAAGCAGCCAGCUGAAGGAGCACAAGCUAAUGAGGUCUUCUUGGUUGAUGUUGGAAUAGUUGAAACUCCCAUUGCUUCUUUGGAAUGUGAAAGCAUACCUCUUAUUGACCUUUCUAAUACUCCGGAAGUGAAUAAAGCUAUUCCACUAAAACCUAUUGUGGUAGGACAGCUAAUAGAUUUGAGUUCUCCUCUAAUCACGCUGAGUCCUGAAGUGAACAAAGAGAAUCUGGAUUCCCCUCUGCUGAAGUUCUAAACUAACUCAGAGUUGAACCAAAAAUGUAUCACAGUACUAGCAUCUGCAAUCUUGAUUUGAUGCAUUAGCUGUCUUAAUAGUACUGCAUGGAGAGAAUGUCCUGCAAUGGAAUCACAUUCAGUAGUAAAUUAAAGGAACUUGUGUUGACAAAAGGAACUAGAAUAAUCUGUUCAGUGAAUCCAAAUUGGGAAUAUUUGAUUAAUGGAACUGUCUUCGCAUUAUUGAAGAUCUGUGUAGUUUUUUUUAAAGUUUUGUAUGUCUUCUUUAGUAAAUUAUUUUGUCUAAUCAUACAUAACAUUAACCUUUUUCAAAGGGUUUGCUAGUAAAUAAAAUGAUCUAAAGUACUAAAAUUAAACAGAAAAUUACAGUUAUUGUGGUAGUUGUCUUUAUAUCUAAUAUAAUGGUCUGUAUAUAUUUGAAGCCAUAACAAGUCUGGAAAUAAAAUGUGUUUGGGCCAA